Rubroshorea leprosula is the source of this 1562-nucleotide messenger RNA. Lineage: Eukaryota; Viridiplantae; Streptophyta; Magnoliopsida; Malvales; Dipterocarpaceae. The record is from the annotation of a GenBank genome assembly.
UUAGUUUUCUCUCUUAGUGCUUUAGUUUAUUCAUUCUCUUUCUCUCUCUCUCUCCUCCUCUUUUUCUUCUCUCAUCUUUCUCUCUCUUUCUCUAUGCUUGAUUCUAUCAAGGGCGUGUGCCUCAAUUUCAUCUGUUCAAAGAUGAUGAUCAGAUCAUUUCUGGGUCGUUAGAUCUUUUGAGUUCAUUCAUUUUAUCCGUAGGCUUGAUCAUCAUCUCCUUUGCUUGAUUCAAUCCGCAAUUGCAUCUAAUUCUUCGUUUGUUUUCUCACUCUCUUCAUUCUGCAAAAGUAUCUAGAAGAAACCUGUGCUGUUAGGGCAGAAAACUGUUUCCUCAAAAAAAUUUGAAGGAAAUCAGGUUCAGAUCUUGUGCUUAGGGCAGAAAGAAAAUCCUUUCUUUCUUUAGCUCUCUGAUUCUACAACACAAGAAGAAAAUAAGGUCAACUGUUGGGUUUUAGAUCAUAUUUUGUCUGAAUUAAUAUCGCAAGGCUGGCAAAUCCGUGGUGGGUAAACUCGGUUGGCCUGGCUGGCAUGGACCCGGCGGCCAACUCACAAGUCCUCAGCAAACGGGACUUGGAUAUCUCCAUGAACGAUUCCGGAAGCAAUAAGAGCAGCGGCAGGGGAGAUGAAGAUGAGGAUAGGGAUACUGGGGAUGAGCCUAAAGAGGGAGCGGUUGAAGUGGGUACCCGGAGACCAAGGGGCCGUCCCCCUGGAUCCAAGAAUAAGCCCAAACCGCCCAUCUUUGUCACCCGGGACAGUCCCAACGCGCUCCGCAGCCAUGUCAUGGAGGUUGCUAGCGGGACCGAUGUGGCGGAGAGCAUAGCUCAGUUUGCGAGAAGGCGGCAGCGUGGAGUUUGCGUGCUCAGCGGCAGUGGUACGGUGGCCAACGUGACUCUGCGGCAACCGGCGGCGCCUGGAGCUGUGGUGGCUCUUCAUGGAAGGUUUGAGAUUUUGUCUCUGACAGGAGCUUUCCUGCCCGGCCCGGCUCCACCAGGGUCAACCGGGCUGACGGUGUACUUGUCUGGUGGACAGGGUCAGGUGGUGGGAGGAAGCGUGGUGGGGUCGCUGGUGGCGGCGGGCCCCGUCAUGGUUGUUGCUGCAACAUUUGCUAAUGCCACCUAUGAAAGAUUGCCUCUAGAAGAGGAUGAAGAGGGAGGUGGACAUGGUCAGAUCCAAGGCGGUGGUGGGAAUUCACCGCCGGCAAUCGGGAGCAGCGGUCAGCAGACUGGUCUGCCAGAUCCAACAUCCUUGUCUCCCGGCUUGUACAAUCUACCUCCUAACCUACUACCCAAUGGUGGGCAGCUAGGGCAUGAAGCAUAUGGUUGGGCACACGGCGGACGGCCGUUCUGACGCCGGCUGCAGCCAGGAGAUUUUAUAUAAAGAUGGGUGCGAAUCUCUUUCGCCUUUUACUCACAGUACUGCUUGUGUUGUAUUUAAGGGUGUAGGGAUAGGAAUUGAGAACAAAAGAGAAAACUCAUAGUAGUUCUCAUUCUGUAUAUUAAAAACUCAUCAUCAUCUCUUUCCUUUGCCUCUUUUUAUGUUUGAAAUAAAAGAUGAUUAGCUGU